UCCAAUGCGUGUGCACAUACCAAAAAAAUAGAAAUUAAAUACACAUCCAUAAGUCGGAAUUUCCAGUUUACUUUUGUUCGCAUAGGUGUGUGUUUGUGUUCAGUGGAAGCAACUAUGUCGUCGUCCUCUUCGGAUCACAACAGCUUCGAGGAGAAGAGUAAUGAAGAAUACUCAAUUGGACUUAACAUCGAUGGAGAUCAAACGUUGAUGAAGGUGAGCAAGGAUUUAGAUCUGGAUGCUCUGAUCGAGAAAAUCGUUAAAGAUUAUAAUAUGGAUACAAGUCGCACGUACGGACUCAGGUUGCAUUUCAGCAAAGCCUUAUUUCGCACGAAUAUGUAUGUCACUGCCGAGAGCUUCAACACCGACAUUCAGGAUGGAAACAUGCUCUACGUUGUUCCGUCUUUAGAUGAAGAGAUCAAUUUCUUGUUCGAUAACAUUCAGUAUGCCGAACGAAAAGAACAAGUCUCUGAAAAGAUGUACAUGUUAGCUGCCGAUCCUGCAUAUGUCAAAGCUUUAGUUGAUCGAAACGCUGUAGAUAAUUUCAUAGAUUUCCUCCAAUGGCGCGAUAUAACUGUUAACGGAAAAUCAGGUUGUUUGAUAACAUUGCUGAAGCUUCUUCUCGAUAAUCACGUAACAAACAUCAAAGAAAACAUCUUCAAAUCCAUUGUAAAGAUUGUGGAAAAUGCAGAUCCAGAAGCAACGCACGCUCUAUCCGUGCUCACGCAGAUCCUCUACUCCAAAGAAAUAUCUUUAACAUCUCUUCAAUUCAACGUUGUGGAUUCAAUGAAGAUGAAGCUGUUGCUUCAAUACAUCUCCAUGCAAGGAGAUCUUCCUUUGAAGGCGAUUUCUUUGAUGACGGCAAUCCUGAAAUCGGUCAAAGGUGAGAAGAGGGCUUCUCUGAUCAAAGAGCUCAACAGCAAACACAACAAGGCCAUCUUCUAUAAACUUAUGGUUACGACCAAAAUUGAUGCGAAAUUGGCGAAACAAUUGUACAUUUUACAAUCGUUUCUCUUCUCAACUUACACGAAUUCUUUGAAAACACCCAUCUCCACGUUGGAUAUGGAAAGUAGUUUGAGCAGUAUUUUAGAAAUCAACGAUGAUUCUAAUUCGAAUUUCAAUCAAAGUAGACCUAAUUCCGAUAGUUCAUAUCAAGAUUGCAUUUCAAGAUACUCGAUGGCUAGUAUUUUCAGUAAAAGUUCAGUCGAUUCCAAUUUCGUCGAUAUUAACUCCAUGACUUUGCGGUGUUUAGAUUAUUAUAGAGCGCAGUAUUUCAAGAAAUUCGCCAUAUCGCAGUCGGAGGAAAACACUUACGAACCUGGUUUACCGACAUCCGCUGAAAAGGUUGUCAAUUUGAUAGCGGAAGUGACGAACGUGUCGGGAAAAAUACGCAAGAAUUGUAUGCGUUAUAUACCAAUUUAUUUCCACACGGAAGAGUACUUCUUCGAGCAACUCUUUUGUAAUAUGAUGGUUAUGCUGUCCGUGACUCGAAAACAGAUGCGCGCCAAAAGGAUGGAGGAUUAUGAUAAACUGUUGAAAGUCGUUCAGAAGCAAUUGGAGAUCAUUUUGGAUAAGCAUCCGUUGAACUUCAC
This is a messenger RNA of Nicrophorus vespilloides, 1589 nucleotides long. RefSeq lists its product as uncharacterized. The record is from RefSeq and is a predicted model, not a curated record. NCBI's taxonomy places the organism in Eukaryota, Metazoa, Arthropoda, Insecta, Coleoptera, Silphidae.